AUGUAUGUGGCAGACCGCUCACCGAAUACUAAUGCAAAUUACAAACCUAAGAUAGCUAGUAAUACUUUUAACGAAUGGAGUGAUUCCGUUAAACCAAGCUUUUUUGAACCACAAUCUGGAACCUUGAGUUUUGGAUCAACUAAAGAAUCAGUUGAUGCUCCAUCCUACUCUAGCGUGGUAAAAAUAAAAAAGGUUUCAAAACAGAAUUCGAAUAGAUUACCGGGGCGUAUACCUUUAAAGUCCCGUAAUACAAAAUUAUCAGGUGAAACAGAGGUGAAAGAUUAUUUAUCGGAUACAAGUAUUGAUAACGAGUCCAAAAUUGAAGGGAAAGAUGGGGAAGGGACUAGCUUACCAAAGGACAUCACAUUUAUGGAACUUCUAUCAAGAUUAAAAGAAAUUAUAUUUUUGAAACAGGAUUCUUUACAAAGUGUUGUGUGGAAUGGCGAAAUCAAAAAGUUAAUAUCGGUAUAUUGUCCACCAUCACUGAAUACACGACCUCAAGAUUGGGAAGAAAUAUUUUCCAUAGCUUCUAGAAAUACUCUUAUUAUUGGUGAUUUUAACGCGCACCACACCAACUGGUCUCGGAAAAUAGAUUCAAGGGGAACUCAAAUACUUGAUGCGUUAGUUAAUGCUCAGUUCGUUACGGUUAAUGACUGCACACCGACUCGUAUUAAAAUGGUUCAGGGUGUAUUCCACCAAUAUUCCCCUGAUAUAGUUUUUGCAUCAUCAGAUAUAGCACUUAAAGUAAAUUUUCAAGUUUUAAAUGAAAUGUUGGGGAGUGAUCAUUGUGUCAUAAAAAUUUCUACUAAGAUUAAACCUGCCAUGAAUUCUAUAGUUAAACGUAAUUAUAAGAAAGCUGAUUGGGAUUCAUAUAAAAAGCUAUUAGAUCGAAUGUAUGCUAAUCUCUGUUUUCCUGAUGAUCUCCAGCAGGCUUAUAACUUAUUUAUAGAUUAUAUGAAUAUUGCAGCAGAUUUGCAUAUUCCCUGUAUCAAAAUUAGUCAAAACCCAUCCACUAAAUUUACUCCAAGAGCCUAUUGGAAUGAAAAUUUGUCUAAGGUGGUGGCCGAACGCCGUCUGGCUUUAUCGACAUUUCGCCGGAAUCCAACUCCUGUUAAUUUUGACAAUUUAAAAGAAAAAAUACGAAUAGCACAAUCACGUUUUCGUAAGUCUAAGGACUUUAGCUGGUAUGACUUUUGUUCAUCUUUUGUCCAAACGACAUCGAUGUACGAUGUGUAUCGAAAAAUGCGUUGGUGA
Danaus chrysippus (African queen) is the source of this 1254-nucleotide messenger RNA. The record is from the annotation of a GenBank genome assembly. Lineage: Eukaryota; Metazoa; Arthropoda; Insecta; Lepidoptera; Nymphalidae.